Lactuca saligna is the source of this 507-nucleotide messenger RNA. Lineage: Eukaryota; Viridiplantae; Streptophyta; Magnoliopsida; Asterales; Asteraceae. The record is from the annotation of a GenBank genome assembly.
AUGAUUUUACUGCACUCAUAUAAUCAUUUUCCUACAAAGAAUGAUAAUCAGGAUCCAAAACAGUUGCAGCAGCCUCAUACUUCUCAUGCGUUUGCUCUUUGUCAAGUCAUGCCAAAUAACCUAAAUGGCGGGCCUUUCCUCACUUCAGUUCUCUAUUGUGCUGGUGUUAGUGAUGAAAGACAAGGUUCAGAUUCAAAAAGUGUUGUAGAGAUAACAAAUGGUUCUUCAGAGGAUACUAAAGAGCAAAUCUUGCAAAGGAUAUUUUUUGUUUUGUUUUGCAGAGGAUACCCCUCACAUUUUCCCAAAUUACCCCUUCCUCUACAAUGUUUUUUUGUUUCUGUGUAUUUUGUGCAUCAGGUAAAGUCGAUGGAAGAAAGGAAUAUGAAGCCACUUGAUUCAAAUCUUGCAUCAUUAUCAGCAAGAUGCAGUAAAGACUUGGAGUUGAAUUUGGCUAAGUCAUUCUUGAGUGAGAUUAGCCAAUGUACAACUGCUUAUCCAUAUAAUUAG